This is a messenger RNA of Daphnia pulex (common water flea), 2916 nucleotides long. RefSeq names its product pickpocket protein 28-like. The transcript has 13 exons. Gene Ontology annotation, biological process: sodium ion transmembrane transport. Lineage: Eukaryota; Metazoa; Arthropoda; Branchiopoda; Diplostraca; Daphniidae. Gene Ontology annotation, cellular component: membrane. The record is from RefSeq and is a predicted model, not a curated record. Gene Ontology annotation, molecular function: ligand-gated sodium channel activity. The coding region runs from base 558 to 2234 and encodes 558 amino acids.
UACGGUCGCUUAAUCAUCUCUUCCUGCAAAGCUGCCAGUUGCCCAUGGGAGAAUCAACACAUGUUGUCGUGCAGUUGCUGCUUGUCUUCCUCCGUGAUCGACCGUCGCAAUAUCCCGAUUAUGUGUCGCGUGUCUAAAUGACAAAGAGGAAGAAAAAGGAGCUGAAUCAGCGGACAACAGCUGGACGACGACGAACACCGAUUAAGGUAUAAUAAAGGUGCAUAUAUCACAUAGCUUAACGAUCUUAUAGUCUGCAAACGUUGUGUGUCGGAAUGUGUGUACAGUAUGCGACUCUUAUUAUUUACCUAUGAAAAUCGAUAGCACGGAAGAAGGUGGAUUCUUCGUUUCAUGUUGACAUUUUUCAUGAUGGAUGUAGUCUCGAUGGUAAUUUUUUUUCAGUGACGCCCCAUCAUUAUUCAAUUGGAAAUCGUUAAGGUUGGAAUAACUCCUUGUUGUUUGCCAACCAAUUUUUUAAAUGUUAAUGACGCAAUGCAAAUGUCGAGCACAACAUCCGUUCGACCAUUACGUAGUAGGAAGACUGCAGCCAUCCAAGCAAGAUGACUACGAAACGGGACCCGAUGAAGAAGAAGCUUUACUCGAUGAAAAAAUUGUCGAAAGAGUUUGCUGACAACACUUCGAUGCACGGUCUUAAAUUUAUCGCCCAGGACGAAGCUACACUGGCAGAGAGGAUUUUAUGGAUUGCGCUUUUUAUGGUUGGCUUGUUAUUUGCCGUGGUUUUCUCGUGGAAUUUGUGGGAAAAUUGGAAGCAGUCGCCCGUUCUCAUUACCAUUCAAACUGCCAAUUAUCCCAUAAAAAACUAUCAUUUCCCCACUGUCACUAUAUGCAGCGUGAACAAAGUUUCGACUCGAGCUCUCGGCGAAUGGAUGUCCACGGAAAAAGCGAAAAGUUUGAAAUUGAAUGAAAUAAGAAGAAUUUUGGAGAUCAUGUCGACUAAUCGAGUUGAAAAUGAGGAAGAAGUCGCCAAACUUAGCCAACUUUUAUUUCAGGCUAAUAUAAGCAGCAACGAUGAAGGCUACGAAAAACUUAUGAACCAUUUAUCACCAAACUGUUCAGAAAUGGUAAUGCAUUGUUCCUGGGAAGGCAAGGAAGAGGAUUGCGCCAAUAUUUUCGAAUCGGAAGCGACCGAUGAUGGCUUUUGUUGUUCUUUUAACUCGAUUAUUAUUCGUCGCGAUGCCCAUUCCAACACAAGGAAAGAACUGAGGUAUGCCAAAACUAGUGGAGUGUACGCCGGGCUUACGGUUCUGUUGAAUGCAGAAAUUGCGGACUAUAACGUCACGUCGUCUUCUAUAAGUGGCUUUAAAGUCUCUAUUCAAGAUCCGAAGGACUUUGCUCGCACUGGACGUAUCGGGUUUCUUGCAAGCCCAGGUUCGCAAGUCGAUGCUGCGGUUAAUGGCCAAACUCAAAUAGGAGAUGAUCAGCUUAGGGCCAUCGAUUUGAACAAAAGGCUAUGCACCACCAAUCAAGAAAUUAAUCUCAAGUACUUUGAAGACUACACGGGACCUUAUUGCCAACUCGACUGCCUUAUUACCCAUUUUCUUGACGAUUGUUUAUGCGUCCCUUACUACUACCCAGUACCGGCCCGACUGCCCGUUUGUAAUUUAUCGUCAUAUCCCUGUUUGGAGAGAGCAACUGAGCGAGUUGUAAAAAAUGCAAGUUCGUGCGACUGUCCCGACGUGUGUACCACCGUUUGGUAUAGGAACGAGAUCUCUAGUGGAACUUUUCCUAAUUCUGUCUGGGAAUACCCUCCCACCGUUAUCGAGCGUCCUGAAUUCCGGGAUCUGAGUACAGAGGAAUUGAUUGUUUACGCCAAAGAGAAUUUCGUCAAGCUAAACGUUUACCUCAAAUCCGAUUCUGGCAUGUGCUACAUCAUGAAGGAACGAACGACAUGGACGGACUUUAUUUCGGCUGCUGGUGGACUCCUUGGUUUAGGCUUUGGAUUUAGUAUCCUUAGUGCAGCAGAACUGUUUUAUUUCUUUCUGGUCCGUUGGUUCUAUUAUUGGUAUCAGUCAAAAAGGCAGGAUCAAAUGAUCAUCAAGGUCCGUCCGUCCUAUCCUUUGAUUAACACAAGGCAACAGAUGCAAAGGAAAUCUAACAGGGUAAAUUUUGCGGAUAGCCUUUCUCCGACCUACAAAGCGUGGAAUCGUCAUCGACACACCGAAAGCUGGGAUCUAUUUGAUCAGCCUAAUUUAAUCAGAUCUUGGGUCGAUUACUGAUAAUGCGAUAGUUUCCUUGUCUGCUCACGUUUUUAUUAACAUUUUUUUUUUUAUAUAUUCAGACUUAAUCAUUUAUAUCGCUACUCGCUACCACCUUGACAUUGUUUUCUUAGCAUCUUUUAUUUAUUUCCACACAUAGCGACUGACAAGGGCUUCAAUUUGGAAUAGACACAAGUGCUAAUAACAAGAUUCUUUGAAAAAUUGAAAGAUUCUUCAUCAAAACAAAGAAAGCAUGUAGAUUUCUUUUUUGUGAUAAGAAAAUGGAAUUUACAGAAUAUGUACUUUCUAGUUACCUUCAUAUACCGUCUUAAUCAUCAUUCUUUCGUAGAGCCCCGAAAAAGUAUAUAAAAUGUGGAAAAUUACCACCAGUGGACGGGUGGGUGAGUCGGAUAAGUCAUCGCUUAUUGAUUGGUGCACUUUCAGACCUGAUGUUAUGACUAAAUGUUAAUAUCUACUAUAGAAAAAAUGAAAUUGGUUAAAUUUUUUUUCGAUAAGGGGAAUUUCAUUUCUAGGGGCUAGGGCAGCGUAGUAUGUUUAACAUAUAUAUAUAUAGCAUCAAAACUUGACGAUAUUUUGUUCAGGAUUGUUACACAUAACUUGUUUUGGGGCAUAACUAUCAAAUUGUUAACUGCCUUAUCUUACUUAUUACUUGCUAAUGCUAAAUAAUAAAAAGACAAACAAG